ACGGCGUCGUGGGCGUGGCACGGCGGGGGCGGGGGCGCGCGCCCCCGCUCCUGGGCGCCCGGUCUUUGGCGUAGACGGUGUCUGAGCCGUGGUGAUCCUGGUCUCCUUGCUCGCUAGUCAUGGCGACCGAAAAGAGGCCUUAUCACUUUGUGGUCUUCGGAGCCUCCGGCUUCACCGGCCAAUACGUGGCUCUGGAGGUGGCCCGGCAGCAGAUGAGCCCGGAGCUACGAGGCUCCGCGCUGCCCUGGGCUGUGGCCGGCCGGAGUCGGGAGAAGCUGCGGCAGGUGUUGGAGAUGGCCGCACAGAAAUUGGAAAGACCAACACUCCCAGAUGAAGUUGGUAUAAUAAUCUGUGAUAUCAUUAAUCCAGCCUCUCUUGAUGAAAUGGCUAAACAAGCAUCUGUUGUUCUCAAUUGUGUAGGACCAUAUCGAUUUUAUGGAGAACCUGUGGUCAAAGCAUGUAUUGAAAAUGGAGCUAGCUGUAUUGACAUCUCUGGGGAACCACAGUUUCUAGAAGAAAUGUAUUGGAAGUAUCAUGAAAAAGCUGCAGAGAAGGGAGUGUAUGUCAUUGGAAGCAGUGGUUUUGAUUCCAUUCCAGCUGAUCUAGGAGUAUUGUAUACCAGAAAUAAAUUGAAAGGUACUCUGACUGCUGUUGAAAGUUUCCUGACAGUAAAUUCAGGACCUGAGGGAUUGUGUAUUCAUGAUGCCACUUGGGAGUCAGCUGUUCAUGGUGUAGGUGACCAGAAGCGUUUAAGAAACCUACGAAAACAAUCAAAUAUGAAACCAGUUCCAGUUGUUGGUUCAAAAUUGAAAAAAAGAUGGCCUGUUUCUUACUGUCGUGAACUGCAUGAAUAUUCUGUUCCAUUCAUGGGAGCUGAUGCCUCUGUUGUGAAGCGGACACAGCGGUUCUUGCAUGAAAAUUUUCAGGAAACGCCAGUACAGUACGCUGCUUAUAUGACUGUUGGAGGCCUCACUUCUGUUAUUAAGCUGAUGUUUGCAGGACUUUUCUUUUUACUCUUUGUGAAGUUUAGCAUUGGAAGACAACUUCUGGUAAAAUUUCCCUGGUUAUUUUCCUUUGGGUAUGUCUCACAACAAGGACCAACACAGAAACAGAUGGAUGAUGCUUCAUUUACAUUUACAUUCUUUGGUCAAGGAUAUAGCCCCGACCAUACUACAAAACAUGGCAAACCCAAUAUUAAAAUUUGUACCCAAGUGAAAGGACCAGAGGCUGGUUAUGUGGCUACACCCAUAGCAAUGGUUCAGGCAGCUUUGACUCUUUUAAAAGAUACCUCUGAGCUUCCUAAAGGAGGUGGUGUCUUUACACCAGGAGCCGCUUUCUCCAAAACCAAGCUGAUUGAAAGACUCAACCAAUGUGGCAUUGAAUUUAGUGUCGUUAGCAGCUCUGAAGUCUAAAGAGUAGAAAUAUUUAUAAAAUUGCAUGAAUUAACAGCUUCUCCAUUUGAUACUUGAAAUUCUUAAGAUAAUUCCAUGUGAUCAGAGCAAAAAGGCUUUCAUAAAAAGCAGUUUGUGCUUGGCACACAUGCGCUAAGUUGCUAUUCUUAACUGUUAUCAUUGCUUGUCAGAGGGAUCUAAAAAGUACAUCAGAUACUUUCCUUAGAUAGAUGUGAAGUGGCUGGUCAGGUGGGAGGAGUGAGCUCUGAAACAUGGAGGACAACUUUGCAGUGAGUUUCCCUGAUGCUUUUAUGUGCCUUUGCUACUAGAGCUUGAUUCUCAAUACCGUCUAACCAGCUUUGGUUAUUUAAUGAGAUGAAGAAUAAGUUCAGCUGCCAUCUAGAUGACUGUUUGUACUGUUUGUACUGACUUGGGAGUUUGAAUGUGCUUCUUAUGUCCCAACUUACCUGCUAAUAAUACUUAGUGAUUCUUUCUUCUUCUGGCUGUAUUUGUAAAGUUUAUACCUGAGUGUGUUGAUAAAGAUUUUUCUUUGAUUUUCAGUGCCCGUAAUAAGUUUGUUCCUCAUUCACUUUUUAGGCCAAAACUGGGUCUCCAUUGAAGUAUCUUGUUCCUCACCAAAGCUAUACAAGGGUUUCUUAAAAUACUAAUAACGUGCCAUAUAGCCUUAGAGUCUGGUCUCAAAAAUGAUAAAACAUCUUUGUAUCUGCGAUGUCUGACCUUGGGGAGAGCACCUCUCUGGCACAAGAGUUUAUUCAGUUGUAGGAUGUGAGGGAAUGGACCAACUUUCUCAAGGUCCGUUUUGGUUUGUGCUUCUCUCUUAGACCCAAACACUUAUCAUGCUGUCUCAUUCAGAAUUAAAAUAUGAGUACACAUAAAAUAGUACAGCCUUUUAAAAUGUCUUUUGUUAUCCUUGGAAAUAGCUUUUGCUUUAAUGAAUUUCCUUAGCUAAUUAUUAUACACAUGAAGUAAAUAAAACUAUUGGUUUAAAUGAGAGCAUAUAAUUUAAAAAUUUAGAGUUUUAAGCCAUUUACAGUUUAUCCUAUGUACCUACAGAUUUCACUUUCAAACUACAGAGAAUUUUUUGAUCAGUAACUAACCUAUUCAGCUUCUUUUAUAAAAACAUAAGCAUUUGGUAAACCAGCAUUAAUAUUAACAAGUUAAAGUGAAUUUCAAAUGUUUUAUGGGAAGCUGGAGCCUCGAUAUUUGGUGUGCACUAAACUCUCUCUCUUCUUCUUAACUAUAAGAGCAACAUCAUUUUUCAGUUUCCACAGGCUAGCUUCAAGUAGUUCACCAAUGUCCUUUAAGAGAUGUGACUGUCUUUGUGUAAAAGGACGUAACAUUUGAUCAUCUUCCUGAAAAAUAAAUAAACCAAAAUGAGUAAGA
Messenger RNA from Trichosurus vulpecula (common brushtail), 2795 nucleotides. RefSeq names its product saccharopine dehydrogenase (putative) (gene SCCPDH). The transcript has 12 exons. The record is from RefSeq and is a predicted model, not a curated record. NCBI's taxonomy places the organism in Eukaryota, Metazoa, Chordata, Mammalia, Diprotodontia, Phalangeridae. Gene Ontology annotation, biological process: glycolipid biosynthetic process. Gene Ontology annotation, cellular component: plasma membrane; lipid droplet; mitochondrion. Bases 120 to 1412 code for a protein of 430 amino acids.